UAGCGGCAAUGACGCAAGCAACAUACUGGUUGUUGGAAUUCGCGCCAACGGGAUCGCGCAUUUCUGUCAGGAAAUUUUCGAAGAUUGCAAAUUAUGUGUUCGUAAAAUUUCGCAAUAUUAUAUAACGAACGAGAGGAACUAUUUUCACAGUCGUCGUACGGAAAUAAUUUUAAAUUAAAAGGGAAUUCCUAGAGUGACCUAGAUCUGAAAAGCCAAUAUGGCGGACGAAGCUGAUGAUGCCGUGCAUAUGAUUCCUGGACAAGGUAUUGUUAACCAGCCAGAUAUGAUCACGGAAGGGGUUGUAAACGAAAACGACGGGGAAGAGGUAAAUGAGGAUAUUCUUCAACAAGCGCUAGAGGAAGCACAGGAAGAAUAUGACCAUGCAACCGUGGUGUACUCCGAUGGAAGCAUGAUCGCUAAUUCGAACGACGUGAUUGUAAAUAGCCAUGUAGAUGGUGUUGGUGAGGUGUACGAACAAGACAAUGUCGUCUAUCAUGUAGUUGACAACACAAUGGAAGCUCAAGAUCCUUCAACCGGUCUAAGUACCACGCAAAUAAGUCCAACUAGUGAGCCAGUUGUUGUAAGCGAUGGCAAUUCUGAUAUAUCUCGCCAAGUGGUUAAUGUUGUUCAAACAACUCCAUCAAACAUUGAUCCUGCUGCACCCCUAGGUACCAGUGAUAAUCCCAUACGAAUUGUGCAGCAGGGAAAUCAGUACACUUCUUUGCAGCAAUUAAGUGCAGAACAGGUAGCCCAGAUAAUGCAAGUUUUGCAAAAUCAGCACGUUGCCAAAAAGACACAAGAAAGUAGCUCAGGCUCGAGUGUUUUGUUUAAUCCACAAACUAAUACACGGAUAGUUUACAGAGUCAUUCAACCAUCUGAAUUACACAAGAAUGGAUCUGGCUUAAUAUCAACACCUUCUCAACUGACACGCACCAUCUCUCAACAGACUCCAGGCAGUGUCACUGGAACAAAGAGACAGUAUCGCAAAAGACAUAAAGGAGAAGACGACGAUAAAACUGAUGGUCCAGAACUGAGUAAAGAGGAAAAAGAAGAGAGGAAAAAACACCGACCAAGGACAAGAUCUGGAAGGGUUUCAAAACCACCGAAGCACAUGGUGCAAGACUAUAAACAUAUUCAUCCUGUUGACUGGGAUGAAGACAUGGAUGACUCAGAUGGGGGAUAUUCAGACUUUAAAUAUAGUGAAGAAGAAGAUGGCGAAGGACGACAGAAAGACCACAAAGACUCAAAUUAUAUUCAUCCAGGUGUUGGCACUAGCAGAAGGAAGACAAAUAAAUGCGAGACUUGUGACAAAACUUACAUUGGACGUGGUGGAUUAGCCAGGCACUACAGACUAUAUCCAAGUCAUGGGCGCUUGGAAGAUGAUCCAACACAUUCAAAUUCAGAGAAAACCAACGGGCUGCUUUCAGUAUCAGAGGACAGUAACACUCAAGACUCUUUCUCCAAAAACACCACAGGCACCUCUUCUGCUGUCACCAAACCAACCAGUAAUGUUUCCAGGGCUAUGAACCGAGCGAGAAAUUCUCUACUUCAAGAAAACAAUCCACAUAAAAGAAAAGCUAAGUUGAGAGAUAUUGUCCGCCAGUGUGAAAAUGAAGAGUUGAUGGAAGUCGUCCUGCCAAAAUUAGCCAAAGUAAUCACAACGUGGGAAUUUUUAUUUAUGAAGGCUGAAUCUAGCAAGUCUGGCAAACCGGUCUUCCAAGAAAUGUUCAAAGAAUUUGAGUCUCUGUUUAAACAAAUGCAGAAGUCAUGUGAGGAAUAUCUACGUCCAUUACCAGAUGGAGAAACAAUUACAGCUGCUUCUAAGCAACUUGAGAUUACUGAUACGAAGUUGGCAGAAUCUCUAGGUUUGAAUGACAGAGUGUACCUCAUAAGAGAUGUAAUUCCAGCAAAUUCUGAUGACAGUAAUACAUUCCACUACAAACUGCUCACUGCAGAUGCUAGAAAUUUGACUUCAACAGCAACAAAUAAAAGGACACUUGAACUGGUUUCUGCAGAUCAGCUUGUGACACAACCUUCAAAGAAAAUGAAAGUGAAAGUUGAUGCACCAGCUGUAACAGUUUUACCCUCUAUGCACCCAGAGAUACUUGAAAAUCAGCAGCCAGAAGAAGCAGUUACCACACAUGUAGAAAAAGUCCAGCCUACAAAUAACGAAGCAAUUGAGCAACAGCAGGUUGUAACUCAUGAUCCUCAGUCUGCUACUAUUGAGGUGAACAGUGAAGAGCAGCAAGUAGUGGAUGAGAACGGGGAACUGAAUCACAUAUUAGAAGGACAAGAGAUUACCGGAGAAAAUGUAGAGACGCAUGUUAUAGACCCUGGAGCAAGCAUUAUCCAGACAGAGGAUGGAACGAUCUUGAUUCAGAAUCCAGAUGGCACCACUGUACAACUCCAUGCUGAUCAAGGAAUUCCACUUGAGACUGUCCAGGCUUUAUUAGCCAUGGAGAACGAUGGACAGAUACAGAUAGACCACACAAGUCAGGAGGAAUGUGUUGAUCAGCAAUAACAUUAACCUUUGCGUCCCAGUUGUAAGGAUAUUGCUGUUGUGUCAUAUUUCAGGGUUAUAUUUAUUUUACAGCAUGGCACAUGGCAGCUUGUUUGGAUUGUGCACAAUAAUACAUUUCAGUACAGAUUCUACUUUUUCUUCCUUACAAUUUAUUUCUUGCAUUUAUGUAUUCUUGUCUGUACUGAAGUACUAAUGAAAAGGGACUGAACAAAUAUACAUCUUGAAGAAGAGGUAUUGGAUCAUUUUUUAUUGUAGGAUAUUAAUGGCAUGUUGUUAUUAGCCCUAAUUUGACAAAAUGUCUGUGCUUCUUAUAUUAAUACAUAUGGCCACUGCAGUUGAACUGAACAAUCUUGUGACCAAAUUAAAAUGUAGGAUAUAACAGUGUGAGCUGUUGUACAUAUUAAAUUGGCUGCUGACCUCGAAUUUUCUAAAAAAAAAAUUAUUUUGAAACAUGUUAUUGAUGCAUGUCUUUCAUUUGUAUAUAAGAAGUGUGUGGUUUUUCAUUGAUUAUUCACUAGUAAUCUAGUUCAGCAUUUAAAAUUGUACAUAUUCUGUAUACUACAAUAAAGUAAUAAAUUUUGUAAAGUGACA
Lingula anatina is the source of this 3112-nucleotide messenger RNA. RefSeq lists its product as uncharacterized. NCBI's taxonomy places the organism in Eukaryota, Metazoa, Brachiopoda, Lingulata, Lingulida, Lingulidae. The record is from RefSeq and is a predicted model, not a curated record.